Mus pahari (shrew mouse) is the source of this 1227-nucleotide messenger RNA. RefSeq names its product ciliogenesis associated TTC17 interacting protein (gene Catip). Gene Ontology annotation, biological process: cilium organization; actin filament polymerization. Bases 1 to 1227 code for a protein of 408 amino acids. The transcript is spliced from 7 exons. The record is from RefSeq and is a predicted model, not a curated record. NCBI's taxonomy places the organism in Eukaryota, Metazoa, Chordata, Mammalia, Rodentia, Muridae.
AUGACAAGGAGGAGUGGUGGGGCCGGGCUGGAGGACAUGCUCCUGUUCUUCCCGGAGACUCUGGCCAUCCUCUCAGACACAGGGGAACCUCAGGGAGAACUGACCAUUGAGGUGCAGAGGGGGAAGUACAAGGACGACCUGGGGAUCCUGACCCACUGUCUACUGGUACACGCCUCUAGCCGCGGCUUCCUAGACAAAUCACUGAGUGGAAGCUCCCUCCUAGGCUACCUAAACAAUAAUCUGGAGCUAAUGGAGCAGCACAGUCAGGAGUUCAUCAAGAAAUCCCUGGGUUUCCAGACAAUCCAAGUGGGCAAACAGCAGGCUACAAUGUUCAUCGUGGAGCAGACCAUACACUCUGAAGAGGGCAUCCCCUUCUCCUGCCAGUACUACUUGCUCUCUGAUGGGCACCUGGCUAAGAGAGUCCAGGCGGGCUCUCCAGGAUGUUGUAUCAUCACCAAGAUGCCUCUCAUCAGGGAGGAAGAUGUGAUUGAGCCUCCGCCCACGUUUGAUAAGAAGCCCCUGGUGUGGGAGGAAGACUUGGAGCUUUACUCAAAAUUCCUGGACCGGAAGGAGCAGCUGCGCCUCAGCCACACGAGCUAUCUGCGGCAUCACCCCGAGGCCCAAGCCCUGGUCUCCGACUUCCUGCUGUUCCUGCUGCUCCGCCGGCCGGAGGACGUGGUCACUUUCGCAGCCGAGCACUUCGGGCCGUUUGCAGCGCUGCGCUCACCUAUCCCAGCCCUGCGAUCCUCACACCAGCCCAGCCCUUUCCGCACUCUGGAGGAGGAGGAAGAGGAGGAGGAGGAGGAGGAGGAAGAGGAGGAAGAGGAGGAGGAAGUAGCAGUGGAUGUAGAGGGGGAGGAAGAAGAGGAGAUAGAAGAGGGUGAUGACUACUUGUACAUCUACGAGAAUGAAGACAUGGAGGACUACACCUACUAUGACAAUUACUAUGACUAUUAUGAAGAAGUUGACAGUUACGAUAAUGUCAACAACUAUGAUGAUGACGACAAUGACGAUGUUGACAAUUACGACGAUGAUGAUGAUGACAACGACAACAACGACAACGAGGAUGAGGAUGAUGUUGACGACAAUGUUGACGACGACGACGAUGACGACGACGACAACGACGACGACGAUGAUGUCGACAAAGUCCGAGCCAAAGUCGACAACAUCAAUGUAGACAAUGAUGACAACGAUGUUGUCGACAGUGACAACAACAACCAGGGUUAG